Messenger RNA from Chionomys nivalis (European snow vole), 4588 nucleotides. It is a transcript of the gene Cdr2, whose product is annotated as cerebellar degeneration related protein 2. Lineage: Eukaryota; Metazoa; Chordata; Mammalia; Rodentia; Cricetidae. The record is from RefSeq and is a predicted model, not a curated record. The coding region runs from base 305 to 1669 and encodes 454 amino acids. The transcript has 5 exons.
CUCCCCGGCCUGGGAGGGCUCUGCCAAAGUGCCACGUUGGGCCGGGCAGCGGGCGUGAGGAGCCGGCUCCGGGCGCCACCCCGGGGUGCGCUCUCUAGGGCGCUGGCCGUUGGGUGGCGCGGGGUGGCCGCGGGCCGGCGGCGGGAGCUGCGGCGGGAGCUGCGGCGGGAGCUGCGGCGGGGCCGGUGCGUCCCGCCCGAGGGCGGCUCUGGCUGAGGGCGGAGGGGCCGGGGGACAGCCCGGGGCAGCGGCCGAGACGGCACGGCGGCAGCAGAGUCCGCUGCCCCCGGACGCCCCCGGCAACAUGCUGGCAGAUAACCUGGUGGAGGAGUUUGAGAUAGAGGAUGAGCCGUGGUACGACCACCGGGACCUCCAGCAAGAUCUCCAGCUUGCUGCUGAACUUGGAAAGACGCUGCUGGAUCGGAACACAGAGUUGGAGGAUUCUCUUCAGCAGAUGUACACAACCAAUCAGGAGCAGCUACAGGAAAUUGAGUACCUGACCAAACAGGUGGAGCUCCUGCGGCAAAUGAAUGAGCAGCAUGCAAAAGUUUACGAGCAGUUAGAUGUCACAGCAAGAGAACUGGAAGAAACCAACCAGAAGCUUGUGGCUGAGAGCAAAGCCUCGCAACAGAAAAUCCUAAGCCUGACGGAAACAAUUGAAUGCCUACAAAACAACAUUGAUCACCUCCAGAACCAAGUGAAGGAGCUGAAAUCUUCCAGCCAAGAAAGAGAGCGGCAGAAGACAUGUGACCAGGAGAAACCAGCACCCAGCUUCUCCUAUCUGAAAGAGCUGUAUGACCUCCGCCAACACUUUGUAUAUGACCACGUGUUUGCUGAAAAGAUCACUUCCUUGGAAAACCAGCAAAGCCCCGAAGAAGAAGAAAACGAGCACCUGAAAAAGACAGUGACGAUGUUGCAGGCCCAGCUGAGCCUAGAGAGGAAGAAGCGAGUGAGCGUGGAGGCAGAGUAUAAGGUGGUGCUGAAAGAGAACAGUGAGCUGGAGCAGCAGCUGGGUGCCACAGAUGCCUACCGAGCCCGGGCACUGGAGUUGGAGGCUGAGGUGGCCGAGAUGCGGCAGAUGCUGCAGGCAGAGCACCCUUUUGUGAAUGGAGUUGAGAAGCUGGUAUCCGACUCUUUGUUUGUUACUUUCAAGGAGCCCAGCCAGAGCCUGCUGGAGGAGAUGUUCCUAGCUGCUCCAGAAGCACAGAGGAAACCGCUCAAGCGCAGCAGCAGUGAGACAGUGCUCAGCAGCAUGGCAGGGGGUGACAUUGUGAAGGGCCAUGAGGAGACUUGCAUCAGGAGAGCUAAGGCUGUGAAGCAGAGGGGCAUCUCCCUUCUGCAUGAAGUGGACACUCAGUACAGUGCCCUGAAAGUGAAGUAUGAAGAGCUACUGAAGAAGUGCCAGCAGGAGCAGGACUCACUGUCACACAAGGCCGUCCAGACCUCUAGGCUGCUGGCCAGGGACCUGACAGGACUAGUAACCCCGUGUGAGGCUGGAGCCAGUGGCUGGGAACCCACCCCUGUCACCCCAGAACCCACCACUUCCCCCACCACUACACCUCCAGAAUACAAAGCACUAUUUAAGGAGAUAUUUAGUUGUAUCAAGAAAACAAAGCAGGAAAUAGAUGAACAAAGAACAAAAUACCCAUCUCUCUCCUCUUACUCUUAACGAGACCUCCAGUUCUAAUCUGCUUGUUUUCUCUCCCCACCUCCCAUUCAGACACAUAAGCGCAAUUUCAAAAGCUUGAUGUUGCUAAAGGUAUCUGCCUCAUUGCUUUGCUUAAUUGGCAAAAGCAGGAAGCGAGGUGGCUGGCAGUGUUUAUCUCAUGAUAAACGGCCUUUGGUUGGUGCACUGAUUAUCUGACUUCCAGGAAAAGCCCUGGAACCAGUGGAGGGGGAUCCAUGUAAAUGGGGUAGGCUACAGUACCUACAGUGUGGAAGGACAGAAUUGGAACAAAACUAAGGCUAUUACUAUAGCUUCCAUACUCAGCUUUCAAACUACUUGGAACUCCAAGGUCUGUUUAAGUAAAAAUGCUUUCCAUAGACAUUCCAAAGAAUGUUGAAAAAGCAGAAAUUAAUCUGAAGUAGAUGGCAUUAACAAGCUUCUUAAACCCCUAAGUUUUGUCGCAUCUGCUACCAGUUGAACGAUGACUGACAGGUAAUCCUAAUAUUUAAAAAUUUAAAUGAAUACCAGUUGAAGUGGCAAGUUUUGGUUUGAUGAAUGCCUGUUGGUAUAUGCUCAGCAUUCCGCUGUUUUACUCAGAGUCAGGCAUGUAGUAUUUUGUUUUCAAAUAGAAACUAAAGGAGAAGUCUCUUAGAUGUGAUCAGCGCCGACCACUUGGCAGCCACAAGCUGCUCCUACUCAGUUCUUAAUUCCUAGAAUUGCAGAAGUUCCUGUCUACUUUAUUACACAGUAUUGAUGUUCUGACUGUGGAAACUCUUUCUCUCACUUGUAUACUUUUAAUUUAAAAAUAUUUAAGAGAACCAUGGUUCUGAUUGUUGUAUAUAUUUUUCUAGAAGCUGAAUAAAGCUAUCUAUGAAUGUGAACAAACAGAUAUACUGCCUGUUGUUUUAAGCUUAAUGCCUUUUUACAGAUGAAGCCAACUGGCCUUUUCCCAGUAGAUAACUCUAGGGAAUUUGACAAUGAUUUCCACUCAUUUUCUUUUAAGCAGGAAAUCCUUGGAAUUGUAUUACUUAACACAAAUUCUGUACAUGUUGUUAAAUAUUAGGAUUGAAAGCAUUUUUCACUAUUUCGGAAGUUCUGGCUUAGUUGUGAACUCAUAGCACCUAACUAGUUGGUUGUUAAAACAUCUGAUCAGCUAAUGGUUAAAAACUUUAAUGUGUGACUAUUGGGCUGGAGCAAAGGCUCAGUUGAGUAAAGCACUUGUGCAAGCACUAAGACUUGAGUGCACAGCACAGCACCCAUGCAAAAUAUGAGCAUGGCAGCAUGCACAUGCAAUGCCUACCACUGUGGAGACAGACACCAGCAGAUCCCCAGGACUCACUGGCCCUAGCCAGUCAGUAAAGUCCAAGUUAAGUGAGAAACUUUCACAAAAUGAGAGCAAGGGCUAGAGCAAUGUCUCAGUGGUUCAUUGGUUAAGAGUACACUGCUUACCCAGCGGUGGUGGAGCACACUUCUAAUCCCAGCACUCGGAAGGCAGAGGCAGGCGGAUCUCUAUCAGUUCGAGGCCAGCCUGGUCUACAGAGUGAGUCAGAACAGGCUCCAAAGCUACACAGAGAAACCCUGUCUCAAAAUAAAUAAAUAAAUAAACAACAAAAACCACUAUUGCAGAGGACCUCAGUAAGUUCCCAGCACCCACAUUAGGCAGCUCACCACUGCCUGUAACUCCAGCUCCAUCCAAGUGAUUGGGAUGCUUCUGACCUUGAUUGAGCACAUGUACAUACAUGUGCUUGCCUGUACAAAUACAGAAUAUUUUUUCUUAAGAGUGAUGAUAAAGGAAGACAUGAUAAAGGAUGUCAACCUCUGGCCCAUAAAUUAGUCAGAUAUGAUGAGUAUUGAUGCUAAAUUACAUGUGCCUUUGAAUUAGCUCCUUUUUUUCUUUUCGGUUUUUUGAGACAGGGUUUCUCUGUAGCUUUAGAGGCUGUCCUGGAACUAGCUCUUGUAGACCAUGCUGGCCUCAAACUCACAGAGAUCCACCUACCUCUGCCUCCCGAGUGCUGAGUGCUGGGAUUAAAGGCGUGGGCCACCACCGCCCGGCCGCCUUUGAAUUAGCUCUUAAAGUUUUGUACCAGUAGGAUGGAUAAAUGACCUGAGUUUACCCGGGCUGUGGUGGCAGACGCCUUUAGUCCCAGCACUUGGGAGGCAGAGACAGGCAGUAUAGACAGACAGUAUACACACACAAAAUGUAAAAAGCAAAAAAUUCAGUUUCAAUUUUUGUCUUGGUUUGAGAUGAGGUUUUACUAUAUAGCUGUGCCUAACCUAAAACUCACUAUAGACCAGACUGGCCCUGAGCUUGCAGCCCUUCUACCUGUCAAGUGUUAGGAUCUGAGUACCCACACCAGCCUCCAGGGUUUUUAUUUUUGGAUUUAUUUAUUUAUUUAUUUAUUUAUUUAUUUAUUUAUUUAUUUUGAGGUGGGGUUUGACCCCGAAUUGGUGAUCUUGCUGCUUUAGCCUUUCAAGUGCUGGGAUUACAGGUAUGUUUGUACUGCUACCUCUAGCUUGCUUUCCUGCCAACCUGUUCUAUGCCCAAACCAGCCAACCAGUUUCCUACAUAUUCUUCCCAGCCAGGCACACACUAGCACAGGAAUGUUUGCCACCCACAUUUAAAAACAAUACUGUAUUGUAACUACUAUAUCUUAAUGAAGCUAUCCAGUGUCACAGCCUCAAGGAAGUGGUUUCUAGCCUUCAGUUACUGAAAAUGUAAUGACCACAUAUGUACGUACAUUUGAACAUGACUUAGAAAUGAAGGUGAAAAGAUGGGCGCACUUUGGCAUCACUGAACUGUCAUACUUCAGCUAAUCCAUAUAAGGCUGCCUGGUUUCUUACACCCAUGCCAGUGAGCUUUUGCUUUUUUGAGAAAGGGUCUCAUGAUGUUGCUGAGGCUGUUCAAUAAACUUUACUAUUAAA